Guyanagaster necrorhizus is the source of this 2110-nucleotide messenger RNA. Its product is annotated as concanavalin A-like lectin/glucanase. Bases 113 to 1888 code for a protein of 591 amino acids. The transcript is spliced from 7 exons. Gene Ontology annotation, molecular function: hydrolase activity, hydrolyzing O-glycosyl compounds. NCBI's taxonomy places the organism in Eukaryota, Fungi, Basidiomycota, Agaricomycetes, Agaricales, Physalacriaceae. Gene Ontology annotation, biological process: carbohydrate metabolic process. The record is from RefSeq and is a predicted model, not a curated record.
GGUCGGUUCAGCGUUCGAAUGCCAUGGCAAUGACGUACUAGUUGCGUAAACGAAGAUAGAAGGGUUGUCACCGCCGGUCACGUCACUCUUUGGGGUUUCCCUCAUAUCCGCCAUGUCUGCUGAGGACCUGCCGCCUCCCCGUCCUUCCUUCAUUGCCAGCGAACGUCGCAGCCAGAUGAGCAUGGAUAGCGGCUCAGAGUCUGAUGCCCCCGUCACCAUGCAGGGGCGUCGUUCACGCCAUCGUCGUUCCGAGGACCGUCAGCUCGACUGGAAUCCAGCUAUUCUCUACGCUGAUAUGCCCUCGACGCCCAACUCGGCCUCGCCGCUCAAUAAACGCGCACCACCUUCCUCGUUCAUGUUUCCUUUCCAACACCAUGCAGGCAACCCAGAUCCCGGCAUGCCUAUUCCUGGCGUUUCUCGCCGUAGCUCUUUCGACAGCUCUCAUAAUCAUUCUCAGCAAAAUCAUUCCCAGCAACUGGUGUAUGAAACAACCAGAGUCUCUCCAGGUCUUGAUUCUCCGACCUUGAACAGGGAAAUCCCACGGGUAUCCUCGAACGCAACUUUCCGAGCGCCUUUCCUUUCUCCCGCUUCUCGUCCUGGCUCGUCCUUGUGGAGCCCUCCGUCAUAUCCGUACCUCAACCAAGGAGGUCCUGAUUCUCCUGCAGCCUCUUCAACCGCCCUCGCUUCUGGUCUUGCAAGGUCCAAGCCUCCAGGUCCUAGUACAAAAAUUGCCGCAAAGUUCACCGUCGACGAUAAGCCAUGGCUCAAGGAAAGGGAUGGUAAAGCUCGUGCGAGCUGGUGGAUAACAUUCGUCCUCAUAAUCCUUGGUGUCGCUGCCGCCGCUCUGCUUUGUUGGUCAGGCAUAAGUACCAUCGACAUGCUCAAGGACAGUGACUUGUGUUUGGUCAUGGACGAGGACUGGAGUAAUGGCAUUUCCGAUGACAACUGGUCUAGGGACGUGAUGCUUGGUGGUUUUGGAAACGGCGAGUUCCAAGUCGCUACCUCAUCCGACAAGAACGCCUACAUUAAUAAUGGUCAACUUUACAUCAUGCCUACCCUCACUAGUGACGACAUUGGUACAGACUCUAUUUUCAAUGGCUAUACUUACGACGUCAGUGACUGCAGCACCGACAAUACGACAGCUUGCUCUGUAACAUCAGACAACAGCACCAAAACUGUCGUAAAUCCCGUUCUUAGCGCUCGGAUCAAUACCAAAGGGAAGCAGACAAUAGCUUAUGGCAAAGUUGAGGUCAAAGCGAAGCUGCCGAGGGGAGAUUGGCUGUGGCCCGCAAUCUGGAUGCUUCCAGAGAAUGAAACAUAUGGGGCUUGGCCGUUGAGCGGAGAAAUCGAUAUUCUUGAGGCUCGCGGGAACCUUGCAGAUUAUGGAGGUCAAGGCGUCAACUACGUUCGCUCGUCCCUUAACUUUGGGCCCAUGGAAAGCUUGUUAACCAAGAUAUAUGGAUGGUGGGAAACAAAAAGGGGUGGCUACCAUGAAGCCUUCCACACAUAUACACUUGAGUGGGACAGCAAGUUCAUUCGGAUGUCCGUUGAUUCACGGCUUCAGGCCAUGGUGAGUAUUCAGAUGAAGAAAGAGAAGCAAAGUUUCUGGAAUAGAGGAGAUUAUCCUCAAACGGCCCAGAACGGGAGUGCAGAAGUCGUCGUUGAGAAUCCUUGGGAAGAUAGCGGCUGGUCAGCGCCUUUCGAUCAACAAUUCUACCUUAUCAUUAACGUCGCAGUCGGGGGUACUAGUGGGUGGUUCCCUGAUAGUGUGGGCGAUAAGCCGUGGUAUGAUGGUUCGCUCACGGCGAUGUAUGAUUUCGCCAAGGCGCAGGAUACGUGGAGUGCUACAUGGCCUUCUAGUGCCGAUGAUAGGGCAUUUAGAAUGUAAGUACCUUUGUUUCAUUCUUCGUGCUGUAGGUGAUACGUGGUUGUCAGCGAUUAUGUCAAGAUGUGGAAGCUGGGAAGCUGUUAACUUAAAAUUCGACAUUUUUAUGUGUGCGUCUGUCUGUGACAACAUACCCCGCUAGAUUACUACUGCGAACCCUCAUUGAUAUCUUUUUCAUACUGAUGAUUUCUUUUUUUUUUUUUUUUUCUGUUAACGGACGUCGUU